Molecule: messenger RNA, 3263 nt
Organism: Dermochelys coriacea (leatherback sea turtle)
Lineage: Eukaryota; Metazoa; Chordata; Testudines; Dermochelyidae
Gene: USF2
Product: upstream transcription factor 2, c-fos interacting
Exons: 10
Coding region: 551-1501 (316 amino acids)
Biological process (GO): regulation of transcription by RNA polymerase II
Molecular function (GO): RNA polymerase II cis-regulatory region sequence-specific DNA binding; DNA-binding transcription factor activity, RNA polymerase II-specific; protein dimerization activity
Source: RefSeq, a predicted model, not a curated record
CCCCUCCCUGGCGGCCGCUCGUAGCGUUCGGCCCGGGGGGCUCCCCAAGGUUCUAUCCGCUCGCAACGUUCCACCCCUCCCCCCUCGCUCUCCUUCCCUCCCCCCCCCGCGAUCGUCGCAACGUUCUAUCCCCUCCCCCACCCUCCUCCCCGGAUUGUUGCAACGUUCCAUCCGCUGCUGCCGCCGCCGCCCGCGACGCUUCCCCGGGGUCCAGGCCGCGCUCGAUCGGCGGCUCCGCCGGCUCCCCCCUCACGUGUCCCGGGCUCCCAGCUGGGGAAGAAGGGAGGGGAAGAGGGGGAAGGGGAGGGGGGGAGAGGAUCGCUCUCGCUCUCCUCCUCACAUGACCCGAGUGUUUGUCCCCGUGAUCAGCGCCUCGGCUCCCGUGUCUCCUCCGCGUCCCCUCUGCCUCCAUCCGGCGUGAGAUUUAAACUCACCCGCCCCCCUUCCUCUCCCUCUUCUCCUUCCCUCCCCCCCGCCCCGGCCUGGUGCUGAGGGGCCUCCCCACCCCUCUCCUUCCCCCCUUCCCCUCCCCCCUCCCCCCUCUCCCCCCAUGGACAUGCUGGAUCCCGGCCUGGACACAGCCACCGCCUCCGCUGCUCCCAGCCACGAGAAAGGACAAGAAGUUGAAGAAGGAGUUGAGCUGCAGGAAGGGGACGUCACGAACGCCGAUGAGCAGACAGCAGUGGCUAUUGCUAGUGUCCAGCAAGCAGCCUUCACAGACCACAAUAUCCAGUACCAGUUCCGCACAGAGAACAAUGGAGGACAGGUGACAUACAGAGUGGUCCAGGUGACAGACAGUCAGCUGGAUGGACAGACGGAUGCAACGGGAGCCGUCAGCGUGGUCUCGACAGCCGCCUUCACCGGGGGCCAGCAGGCUGUCGCUCAGGCUGUGAUCCAGAACCCGUUCAGCAAUGGCGGAAGCCCGGCCGCAGACGCAGUCAGUGGGGAGGCCCGCUUCGCGUAUUUCCCUGCCUCCACGGUGGGGGAUGCCACGGCCGUGUCAGUUCAGACCACAGAUCAGUCACUGGCACAGGCUGGAGGCCAGUUCUAUGUGAUGAUGACCCCCCAAGAUGUGUUGCAGACAGGGACGCAACGCACCAUCGCUCCUCGCACGCACCCGUACUCCCCGAAGAUGGAUGGGACGCGGACACCCCGCGAUGAGAGGCGGCGAGCCCAGCACAACGAAGUGGAGAGGAGGAGGCGGGACAAAAUUAACAACUGGAUUGUCCAGCUAUCGAAAAUCAUUCCAGACUGCAACACUGACAACAGCAAGACGGGCGCGAGCAAAGGGGGCAUCCUGUCCAAGGCCUGCGACUACAUCCGGGAGCUGCGCCAGACCAACCAGCGCAUGCAGGAGACCUUCAAGGAGGCCGAGCGGCUACAGAUGGACAACGAGCUGCUACGGCAACAGAUCGAGGAGCUGAAGAACGAGAACGCCCUCCUCCGAGCGCAGCUUCAGCAGCACGGCAUCGAAACCGUGGGCGACACCCCGGGGCAGUAACCGCUUCUUCACCACCUCGUCCUCCUCGGCACCGGAUCGCCGCCCUUCCCCCACCUCCUUCCCUCCCUUCUGCCCUCUGUCUGGUGCAAAGAGAGCUCCCCGUGUUAACACCGCGCGGCCAAACUCGACCCGGGGGGGCGCUGAGGUGGCAGCUGCACGGCAGGCCCCUGUUUUGCUGUGCCCCCCUCCUCUGAGCCCCACCGGCCCCCUCCCCCCCCAUAGGAAAUAUUAAGAUUAAAGCAAACAAACUGCGUUUUUUAUAGUAGGUUUUUAACACAGGAUAGCAGCCCUGGGACAUCCAUUUCCCUCCCCCAGCCCAGCUAUGGGUUCAAAUCCUCCCCCUUCUGGCUUAAAGUUGUAGCGUCACAGUGGCCCUUCCCCGUCCAAUCCUUCCGUUCAAGCCGCGGUGUGUGUCUCGCUCGGCUGCCGCCAUGUGGCUCCAGCUGCCCAUGUCUCUCAAGGCAGGUAGCUACAUGGCCAAAGCAUUGGGGGUGGGGUUCUGUUACUGCCCUCCCCCCCCCCCCCGCCUCCCGUUUUGGACACCCGGGGGGGUGGUAUUUUUCCUCUGCAGGCAACAAACCUCUGAAAAAUCACACCCCUUUGAAAAUGUAGCAACUUGGGGGGUGGGGGGGGCAGGAAUGGGGCCAUCCCAAAUCACUAGCCCAGUUUGGCAAGUUCUAGCCAGCUGGCGUGGCUCUGAUUAGCUCGAAUCCACUCGUGUCUCACCAGCUGAGCAAUUCAGUUAAUACCCUUGUGGCCACCAGACCUUCCAAAGGUGGCUAGCGAGUUUGUAGCUCUUAUUUUAUUUUAUUUUUUUUUUUCCCCCUGCCUGUCAAAUCACAGCUACCUUUUCCAAGAGGUCUGACUUCCGGGGGGGGUGGGGGGGAGCUUUCCAAAAAACCCCUCACGGCAUCUCAUGUCAGGCAGCCGGAAAAAAGUAGAGACACGCAACAUUGCUAGCCCGUUCUCUUCCUAAAACUGUGGCUGUCCCAUGUGUCCAUUCAUCUGAUCUGUUCUUCAUCCCUCUUUCUCUUGUAAUUAUGUUUUGAACAGAGGGAGGUCCCUCUUUUAUUUUUAUUUUUUUUGUAAUUAAUCUGUAUUUUAUUUUUUAGUUCCAAAUGCAUUUGUAUAGAGGUACGUCACCUGUAUCAUAACUUGAACCCGGAAAGUUUAAUAUUUACCAAGGUCGACUAAAUGCUUGUUUUCUGUGGAGGGUUUUUGGCAGAUAUAUACCUAUAUAUAAUUUUUUUAAAAAAAAUUAUAAAUUCAGCGGUCGAUUUCACUAUCUUUGGCUCAGAAUCGGGAGAUCUCUUCAAUUCCCUUUUCUCGCAAUCUUCAAUUUGGCUUUAUUUCUCUUCUCGAAGCACGAUAUUUUUUUGGCUUUUUGGGUUGGUUGUUUGUUUUUUAAAUAAGCAUGGCUCUAAAAAAACCAAAAAUUCGCAAAACCCAACAAAAAAAAAUUUAUAAUAGCGAGCUUUUAGCUUUGGGGUUUUUUUUUAUAUACUGGCAAAAAAAAAAAAAAAAAAAAAGAGAAGCAAGACUUUCCGCUGGAGUUGGAAAUAUUGUGUACCCUUUUUGUCCUGGUCCCCACGGAACGUAAGAAUGAAUGAAUCAAGGAAAGAAAAAAAGGCAAAUCAGAUUUAAGGAAAAGAAAAGGAAGGGAAAAAAACGUGGAUUGAGUUGAAUUGCAGAGUUUGAAUGUUGGAAAGUAGGAAAUUAAUUCUGUUUAUAUAUAAAAGAGGAAAAAACUGCACAGACAUAA